UACGGAAGUUAGGAGGCGGGACUUAUUCUGGAGAGGUCUAUCCCAGUUAAGGACAAGGAGGACAGCUCCACCCCUAUUCUAGCAGGUUGCUGGUUUAAAGCGCCACUGCACAGUUACCCAUCAUGAGAAAUACAGGCUCAGUUUGCAAACAUGAGGUGUGCAGCUGUGAUACUGAUGUUGUGCACUCUGGCAGCAUUGACUAAUGCUGCCUGCUGGUUCACAGAAAAGGAAAAACCACGAGUAAUUGUGGACAGCGAUGGCAACACACGGAUUGAAGACACAGCCCAGAACCCUUGCCUGGAUGAGUUUGAUAAUCAGACCUAUCCUGUUGUGUCCACAUGGAGAAGCAGGAAAUGCCAGCGUUGCACUUGCACAGAGAGAGGAAUGGAGUGUUGCGACAUGAUGGGAAGUCCACGUGGAUAUGACCGUGACUGUGAGGCGCAUUAUGACUGGGAGAACUGCUCAUUCAAAGUAGUUAAAAAGUCUGACAAAGGCAUUUUUUGUCCCCACGCUGCUGUUGGGAAAUAACAAGGUUCUACAAGUGCAUUAUAUAACAUGGAUGGCAGAGUGCAGUGCAUCUCUGUUGUGUACACCAUCUGAGACCAUCGAUACAUGGGGAUCAACAUCACUAGUGAAAUAAUAAAAGAUAUCAUGAAAGAAAUGUAAUGUUUUCCUUUGACACAAAUGUUUAGGUGUUUAGGGCUGUUUUUUGUUCCAUCGGGAUCCUUCAUACUCAGUGGAAAACAGCCCAUUUCCAUGUUUUCAUAUGAUUGUGCACCUUCUGUCUCGCCACACUAAAUAUUAUUUCAACUCUGGAGCAAGGAAUCAAUUAAAAGAUUGAAAAAAGGCUUUGUGUUACAUUCCUGGACAGUAAGCACAACAUGCUUUUUUUAUUUUGUGAUGCAUCAUCUUUAGCAAACAGUUUCCCUCAUUAGAAAUGUUUCCCUUGGACAAAGAACAAGCAUUUUUUUUUACAAAAACCAAAGAACCCACUUCUAAAUACACACUUUAUUUUAGUGGUCUUCACAAGUGGAUAUCCUGUAGUCAGAAUAGAUUAACAAUGUUUUUGAGAGAAAAUAAUUGUCAAUCGGUCACAUUUGACCGCGAACACAACAAGAGUUUUUUGUACCUUAACCUUGACUUGCAUCUGAUGUCGCAAUACAUUGUACUUUCAUAAAAUCAUGCAACAUA
This is a messenger RNA of Alosa sapidissima (American shad), 1191 nucleotides long. RefSeq names its product beta-microseminoprotein-like. The record is from RefSeq and is a predicted model, not a curated record. The coding region runs from base 151 to 528 and encodes 125 amino acids. The transcript is spliced from 5 exons. Lineage: Eukaryota; Metazoa; Chordata; Actinopteri; Clupeiformes; Clupeidae.